Pseudozyma hubeiensis SY62 is the source of this 789-nucleotide messenger RNA. RefSeq lists its product as hypothetical. The transcript has a single exon. Lineage: Eukaryota; Fungi; Basidiomycota; Ustilaginomycetes; Ustilaginales; Ustilaginaceae. The record is from RefSeq and is a predicted model, not a curated record. The coding region runs from base 1 to 789 and encodes 262 amino acids.
AUGUACCACGCCGAAUUACGGUGGUUCCCGCCUCCUCGACAGAUCUGGAAUUUCCGCGAGUACCCUGACCCAAUGCGACCAGACUCGGUUGGUCGUGGCACCCGCCGUUUCCGCUUCGAAGGAGACCACCGUCAGCUCACUCCUCAGUAUCUCAACCUCAUGCUCGUCGAGAUGAGAGGACAACUUCUUGCCCAGUUUGCCGACCUGCCUGCUAGAGACGCAAUCGCCACGGCUCCACUCGGGAUCAACAGCUCUCUGUACGUCGAUGUCUUGGCACGCAAUGCGGAGGCCUACAGGAUCAUCAAGGAUGCCAACCUCUCUGCCUUCGGACAGCACUUCCACCUGGCUUUCUCGGGCGCCCCUUUCCCUCCCAAUCAGCUCAUGUUCCGGGUGAACAAUAUCGACAUCCGUAAUCGCCUUGUGCCGGUGCUCAAUGCCAUAAGAAAGGAACUAGCUCGUAGCGUGCGCAUUAUCGCGUUCUGGGCCAUGUAUCACCGGGCUACCAUGGUGAAUGGUGUUGCGACCCACAACGAUUUCACUGGUAUCGUCUAUGCCUUGGGAGAGGCUCACGGCAAUGCUGUUAGAGUCGACACCGCUCGUUUGCCUGGUUUUCUCGAGUUCGAUCAGCUCGACUUUCCCCGUCGACUUCCUGUCUUUUUUGAAGGUCGUCCAGACGAUUGCCGAGUCUGCAAACCUCGAGCCCCCAAGCAUCUUUCCACGGAAUGCCAGGCCGGCUCUUGCCGUUGUGGAGGCAGACAUCCGCCUCGUCAGUGCUUUUACAGACAUUAG